AUUAACAAUUAAGAGAAUAAAACAAUUUAAUUUAAUUAGAAAAUUAAAAUUAAUUAACAUUUAAACUGUAGUUAAUUGUUUUCAAUUUGUUUAUUAUGAAUACGACCGGAGUUUCAGUCCUUUCGAAAACGAUAUAUUGCCAGCCGUUCCCCUUGUAGUUAAGAGUCCAUACCUGUCCACAUGGAUGACCGGUCGCCAGUUGAUGGGCCAAUGGACACCCUUUUGGAACGGAGACACUAAAGGUAUGGCCGGUUUGGUGAGAGUGAACGGACAGACCUACGAGUUUAUGGGUCACCCGACUCAGGACAACAUCGGCACCAAAUUUCAGGCCAAACAGGUGUCCCUUAAGGUGACUCCCACUCAGUCUAUAUUCACGUUCAAUGCCGGCCCCAUCGCACUGGCAGUCAAUUUCUUCACACCCAUCGACCCGACAGAUCUCAAGCGACUGUCA
Messenger RNA from Oppiella nova, 451 nucleotides. The record is from the annotation of a GenBank genome assembly. Lineage: Eukaryota; Metazoa; Arthropoda; Arachnida; Sarcoptiformes; Oppiidae.